Messenger RNA from Torulaspora globosa, 486 nucleotides. RefSeq names its product Hap5p (gene HAP5). The record is from RefSeq and is a predicted model, not a curated record. Bases 1 to 486 code for a protein of 161 amino acids. Gene Ontology annotation, biological process: regulation of DNA-templated transcription. Gene Ontology annotation, molecular function: DNA binding; DNA-binding transcription activator activity, RNA polymerase II-specific; protein heterodimerization activity. Lineage: Eukaryota; Fungi; Ascomycota; Saccharomycetes; Saccharomycetales; Saccharomycetaceae. Gene Ontology annotation, cellular component: nucleus; CCAAT-binding factor complex. The transcript has a single exon.
AUGGCAGACACCGAGGGGGCAGAUUUGACAGGUAACGAAGAAGAUGGCAGAGCAGAAGUCGUCAACACGAUGGAAGGCAACGACGAGGAGGACAUGGAUGUGUUCCGGAACGUGGGGCAGGGUCUGAUCGGCCACUACAGGGAGAUCAUGAUCCAAUACUGGCAGGAACUCAUCAACGAGAUAGAAUCGACGAACGAGCCUGAGUCGCAGCAUCAGGACGAUUUUAAAUCCCACUCUCUGCCCUUGGCCAGAAUAAAGAAAGUAAUGAAGACCGACGAGGACGUGAGAAUGAUCAGUGCAGAGGCGCCGAUUCUUUUUGCCAAGGCCUGCGAGAUCUUUAUCACUGAGCUAACCAUGAGAGCCUGGUGUGUGGCAGAGGAGAACAAGAGACGUACUUUGCAAAAGGCGGACAUCGGCGAGGCACUGCAGAAGAGUGAUAUGUUUGACUUCCUCAUAGACAUAGUCCCGCGACACCUGCAACAGUAG